GCGCAUCAUAACGUCGUAACGCCACGCACGUUCGAAAGAAAAGCCCAACUCUUCCCAUCACCGGCUGAAAUCAAAAUAGACGGGGCAUCGCGAUCCUCAUCCAGAAUAGUUGUGAACCAACUCCCUCUCACCGCAGGACCAUCAUCUGCUCAUGCCCGUCAUCAUACAUAAUCUGGGUUAUACUAGUAGUAGCUCCUCCCACCUUCACUGUAAACAGCAGUAUCAUAUGCCCCCCCAAUGUUGUGUGUGUGUGUGUGUGUGUGUGUGUGCUGUUCCUACCGCGGCUCAGCAAAAGCAAAGCCUCUCUCUGGCCGAUAUCCGUUUAGACUAUGCAGCAUGUACUACAUCAGCCCUCAAGGGCAGCAUUGCCUAAAUCCAAUUCUGGCCUUCUCCUCUGCAUAUCACCACCCGAAAAGGCAUUUCUCCUCCCCAACCCAAAGGACGGGAGAUAUACAUAGUCAUCAUACCCCAUUUCUAGCCGUAGAACCCAGGUAUCUUGACAAUCAGCGCAUCUGCAAACAGCAGCAUCUGCCGUUCCAUAAACAGAGUAUAAAACGCCAUUGUCGAUCCUUUACAAAUCUGGUCCCGUCUUUCUUUCUUUUUUCCCCUCUCUUCACUCCUCCUCGUCACGUUCAAAAAGAGCAGCGUCCUCGUGGCACCGUCCAACCGCCGUAUCUCGAUAUCACCACACCUUCUUUCAAACACACUUGCAGGUACUAUAAAGAAGACAAAAACAAAAUUCGCUAUACCCACCACACCCAAAGUUCCUAGUAUUAUCAAAAACGGAAGAGGCGAUCAACGGGUUUCCGGAAAAGAAAUCCGCCACCCUCGCUUCGCUUCAGCCGCCAGAUAACCCCAUGCCGCCCCCAAAAACGGACCUCUUUUCUUGUCCAAUAUCCCAUCCAUACAACCCAUUUGCUAUUCCCAUCACCCUUGCAUAUAAUCUCCAAUUUUUUGGCUUGGCGGAAUGUAGCCAAGUAACAACUUUCUCAAACCCCACAAAG
Molecule: messenger RNA, 1004 nt
Organism: Trichoderma asperellum CBS 433.97
Lineage: Eukaryota; Fungi; Ascomycota; Sordariomycetes; Hypocreales; Hypocreaceae
Source: RefSeq, a predicted model, not a curated record